Molecule: messenger RNA, 7310 nt
Organism: Pangasianodon hypophthalmus (striped catfish)
Lineage: Eukaryota; Metazoa; Chordata; Actinopteri; Siluriformes; Pangasiidae
Gene: dhx33
Product: DEAH (Asp-Glu-Ala-His) box polypeptide 33
Exons: 12
Coding region: 883-2925 (680 amino acids)
Biological process (GO): positive regulation of transcription by RNA polymerase I
Cellular component (GO): intracellular anatomical structure; nucleolus
Molecular function (GO): RNA binding; ATP binding
Source: RefSeq, a predicted model, not a curated record
AUCUUACAUAUUCCAAAUAGUUUUAUUUUAAAAACGGGCACCAUGAAUAAAUAGUGUCCUGCGAUGGACUGCAGCCCAGUUUCCACAGGAUAAACUGACCAGGAUAAAGAGGUUACUGAAGAUGAAGUUGUUACUGAUUAAAGGAAUGAAUGAAUAAAUCUGUUGUGAGUAAAUAAUAUUCUGUAUGGAGCCUUAGCGGCUACUCGAUUUGGGACGCACCCUGGAGUUUUUUUUUUUUACUUUUUUUAAUUCCGGCUCUAUUCAGUGAAUCAUUACGUAUGACUCAGGUCACCAAUAAGAGCCGACUCUUUCGGCUCCCAACCGGCUCGUUGUAAUGUUCUUCUCUAAAUAGACAAAGUUUGCUAUAUUUUGACCAGAGAUUGUUCUUAUUUUUUAUAACCAUGGCUGAAAUUGUCCCAUGGAAUGUUAUUUUACUUUCUAAUGAACAAAAUAACAAAAUCAGCAAGACAUGGAAAAUGUGUAAGAAUGUCUGCAUUAAUAUUGUUGCGUCUGUACUUCAUUAACAAUAUUUCCAUUUAUCCUCUCUCUCUCUGUCUCUCUCACAAACACACAAACACACACACACACACACACACUUGACGGAAAAACGCCGGUUUAUAUGCGAGUCGACUCCUAAAUUACCUAAAAGCUUCAAAGAGCCGACUCCUUCUUGAACGAUGCAUCGCUAGCUCUUACGUCAAUUCCCCGCGACGUCGGAGCGUGAGCCAUGUGAGAGGCGAUUCCCUUUACGAUUAGAUAAACACCCGCAGUGGCGAAGGCCUUUUUACACCCUAAAACUUGCUAUUUUGCUGUUUUGGUGCUGAGUCUGAGGUGAAGUGUGAGUAGGACGGGUUAAUAUCAGCUCGACGCUUCUUCCGGAUCAUGCCCCACGACCCCGAUCCUCCUCCGGCCAAGAAAUUUAAGCCGGGCUCCCCUUUUUUCCCUGCAAACAAGAAGCCUGGAAUGCUGCUGCCAAAGAAGGGAAAUGCGCCCAUUCCAAUAGACUUGCAAAGAAAACAGCUUCCUAUUUACCAGGCCAAAUCUCAGCUCAUCGACCAGCUCAGACAGCUGCACAAUGCUGUGUUAAUCGGAGAGACAGGCUCGGGUAAAACCACACAGAUCCCUCAGUACCUCUAUGAAGCUGGCAUCGGCCGGCAGGGCAUCAUCGCGGUCACUCAGCCUCGACGUGUGGCUGCUAUCUCGCUGGCAGGACGAGUGGCUGAGGAAAAGAGAACUCAGCUUGGAAAACUGGUGGGCUACACGGUACGAUUCGAGGACGUGACAUCCCCGGAAACCAAGCUGAAGUUCAUGACUGAUGGCAUGCUGCUGAGAGAGGCGAUCGGAGACCCGCUGCUUUUGCGCUACACAGUUGUGAUCCUGGAUGAAGCUCACGAGCGCACCGUCCACACUGACGUCCUCUUCGGCGUGGUCAAGAGCGCCCAGCGCAAACGCAAAGAGCAGAAUAAGAUCCCUCUGAAGGUCAUUGUGAUGUCCGCCACCAUGGACGUGGACCUGUUCUCUCAGUAUUUUAAUAAGUCUCCUGUGCUCUACUUGGAGGGUCGGCAGCACCCGAUUCAGAUCUAUUAUACCAAGCAGCCGCAAUCUGAUUACCUACACGCAGCGCUGGUCUCCAUCUUUCAGAUUCACCAGGAAGCUCCUCCAUCCCAUGACAUCUUGGUGUUUAUGACGGGUCAGGAGGAGAUUGAAGCGCUGGCUCGUACGUGUCGGGACAUCGCCAAACACCUGCCUGAAACCUGCGGGCCCAUGAUUGUGAUCCCUCUGUACGCAUCACUUCCUCCUGCCCAGCAGCUCAGGGUCUUUCAGCCUGCACCUAAGGGUUGCAGAAAAGUCAUCCUCUCAACCAACAUCGCAGAGACGUCCAUAACUAUUUCUGGGAUUAAAUACGUCAUUGACACAGGAAUGGUGAAGGCCAAGCGCUAUAACCCAGACAGCGGUCUGGAGGUGUUGGCCGUGCAGCGGGUGUCCAAAGCGCAGGCCUGGCAGCGGGCAGGCAGGGCAGGGAGAGAGGACUCUGGCUCGUGUUACCGCCUCUACACUGAAGACGAGUUCGACAACCUAGCAAACAUGACUGUACCUGAAAUACAGCGGUGUAAUUUAGCUGGUGUAAUACUGCAGCUGCUGGCUCUGGGUGUUCCCGAUGUGCUCAACUUUGACUUCAUGUCCAAGCCGUCACCUGAGUCGAUGCGAAUGGCAGUGGAGCAGCUGGAUCUCCUUGGAGCUGUGGAGAGAAAGGAUGAUCAGGUUUCCCUCACUUCUCUGGGCAAAAAGAUGGCCUGCUUUCCCCUGGAACCUCGAUUUGCUAAAACCAUCCUGAUCUCUCCAGACUUCUCCUGUACUGAGGAGAUUCUGACUAUUGUCUCUCUGCUCUCUGUGGACUCUGUGCUCUAUAACCCUCCUGCCCGACGAGACGAGGUACUUGCCGUGCGCAAAAAAUUCAUCUCCAGUGAAGGAGACCACAUGACCCUGCUGAACAUCUACAGGGCCUUCAAGAAAGUCAGCGGAAAUAAGGAGUGGUGUAGGGAGAACUUUGUAAACAGCAGAAACAUGGGUCUGGUUGCUGAAGUCCGAGCCCAGCUGAGGGACAUUUGCAUUAAGCUGGGACUGAAGCUUGAAUCCUCACUGUCUGAACUGGCUAACGUGCGGCGCUGCCUGGCACACGGUAUGUUCGCCAACGCUGCUGAGCUCCAGCCAGAUGGUACCUACGUGGCUCUGGACACCCACCAGACCGUCGCCAUCCAUCCAUCCUCCGUCCUGUUCCAGGCAAAGCCGGCCUACGUGGUGUUCAACGAGCUCCUGCAUACGUCGCGCUGCUACAUGAGGGACCUGUGCCUGGUGGACGCCGACUGGCUACAGGAAGCAGCGCCGGAGUAUUUCCGGCGUAAAAUCCACACGGCAAAGAGCUAGUACACCUCAGGUCUUCUAGGGGUGCUUUAUCAAGUGUAACAGCAAAUUGCAUGAAUAUCCAGACCAUUUUGGAAUGGAUAGCAGUAGUACAUCAGUGUGGCUGGGCUUGAACAUGUUUCGCCACUCAUCUGAGAGGCUUCAUAUAAAGUAAGUAAUAAGAACAUUGGACAGGGUGUCGGGGAAUUUUCGACGAUUCCCCUUAAUGAAGCCUCUCAGAGGACUGGCAGAAUGUUUAAGAUAUCAGAAGUCCUGAUGCAUUCAACUAGGUGUUGAUGCCAUAACAGAGGAGUUUGAUUCCACUCGUAGGUGACUUUGUUUUCUCCUCUGAAGCCGAAACGCUGGAUGCUGGAUAAGGCAAUGCUGUAUAAGGCAAAACGUACUCAUCUAGAAAACAUGGAUCACUGAUUGAACAUUUAGGAAUGACUUUCCUAAAAAAAAAAAAAAAAAAAAAAAGAAGAGUUUGCUGUUCUUUGUACAAAUGACACAUUUUUGCACACCCUCCAGUAGCUUUUGACUAAUUUGUGUACUCCAGUGGUUUGAUACUGGAAGCUUUUUUCUACUUGCCUGUUUCUACAGCCAGUUUAGUUGGAUGCAUAUUAGGUGAGCUUACCUUGUUAUGAAUGCUUGCAUGUUUCCUUUAACUCCGUGGGAACCUCGGCUCAUGACGCACUUCUUGAGUGGCCGUGCUGUUUCUGGAACUAUUUUGCUUACCUGUAUUGAUGAAACAGCCUGAUGUCUAAGAAUACCGAUUGUGUUUAUGAGCAAAGGCCCACUUAUUAACUGGAUGCUUGGCUUGUAACCACAGCCUUAAUUCUAUAUCUCAUAUUAUCAACACCCUGUUUCAGGCCAUUGUAAACUUUGUUUUUAUACUGAUAUAUUAUAUGGGCAUUUAUUAUUAAUGGUAUCUGAAACACCAAUGGAUGUUUCUAUCUGAUUAAUGGCUAACGCAUUGUUGAUGUCUAAUCAAAAACUGAGAAUUUCGAGAUGCAGUUGCUUUGUACGCUUUAUAGAAAAUGACAGUUAUAUGCAUACAUUGUUAUUUUGGUUGGAAAGAAAUGAUUGAUAGGUGUCUGAAAAACCACUUUAGCUGUAAAGCUAGUGUUCUACUAGGAGUGGAAAGGUCCGGCUUCCACACGUGAUUUUGAUAUAUAAUGCAACAAUUCGAUUUUUGAUGAUACCACUGAAUCUGCUACAAUACAAUUUGCUACAGAUCAAUUCAAUAUCCUCUGAUCGUUACGUGACCGACUUUGGUGAGCAUCCUGUUAAUUUGUGAAUGACAAUGACAUAGAGAAGGAUCAUUUUAAAUCUAUCAAAGCUACGGGCAAAUCUCCUUGCUAGCCUAUAACCUAAUUAUCUACAGUUAUUUAAAAAUUUGAAUUAUGUUUUUAUACACCAGUGGUUUGUCUUUUUUUGAUAAUAAUCGAUUUAUAAUCACUUAUAAAUUGAUUAUUAGCUAUUUUGAUUGUUGCCUUUUAAAUCGAUGAAUUGAUCCAAAUGAUCAGAUCUUCACUGAUUGUAGAUUGUUCUACUAUCAGACUCGAAGCGAUUUGGACGAAGUUGGCGGAGGCUGUUUUGAAACUAGAAAUCCAAAGAAUUAUAAGCUCUAUCUUUAGAAAGCCAGACCAUUGAAACCUUUCUAUGAAGAAUGACAGACAAGUAAGACCACAUCCCUUCCUCAGCCCAUUUUCCCCAAAAGCAUCUCUGAAUAAAUCUGGUAGAGAGAGUGUUCAAUGUGACGCUCGCUCUACCAUUUAAUUAUGUUCUUUGCGAAACUCAGCCCUGAUCAUAUGGAUGUUGGUCGUCCAUCAUUUAUUGAAGUCCUGUGGAGCCACAAAGACCACAGUUUCUCCUCUAAGUAGAUAGUUUAUUGAUGCUGUCGACUUCCCAGUGGCUUUAUUAUUUGGAUAGUCUGUAUGUAGUACAUAAGACUGAUUCUCAGUAUCACCCUUCCUAAGCUAUGCAUGCCUUUCUAGAACAUUUGUAUAUCAUUUAAGUCCACACACUUGUUCUAUCUUGACACGAUAUACCUGCUACAGAUUGUACACAUAACAAGUACUUCUCGACUGAUAUGCUAUGCAUGAUGUAUGAUUAACACAGAAUAAGGCCACUCAGGUUUCUCUGGAAUGCUGAAUAUACCUCAAAUAUAUAUUUAGUAUAGUGAUAAGAAUGUUUUAAAAAAGAUUUUCUUUAUUGUACAGAGCAUGGACCUUCAUCUAAACUAUGACUUGACACUUCCAAAUCUCAAAUAUGCUUGAGGUAAUUUUUUUUUUUUUUUUACUCACUCUGAAGCCAAUUUCAAAAUUAUACGAUGAGUUCUUGUGCCUUCACAGAAGGUUGUGCGAAAAUAAACUACUGAAUAAAUGACAUAUUGAGGCAAAACUACAUCGUUAAAGCAACGUGUCUUGUCAUUGUCAGUUCCCUUCUCUGUUAAAAUGGAAUUUUCCACAUGAGGAAGGUGGUGCCUGUGAGGUUUCUUAUUUGAGGAAGUGCAAGAAUCAGGAAGAAUAUGAAGUAACCGUACUUAUUUUAACCUCCUCUGGGUGUUGCCUAUUCCUGCAUACUGAAUAUUGCAGUCUAAACAUGCUUGAUUUUGUUUUUAAAGAUCUAGGUUUAUUGAAACUUGCCAGUAUAAGGACGGUAAAAUAAAUGUGCAUCUUAAAGUAAAAAUCCACCAUGAACAAUUUGCAUAUUAAUCUUUAUGAUUAACUUUAUCUUCAAUCUUGAAUCUUUUUUUUUUAGUUUAAACUUCUUUCAUUGACAUUUUGCUACCUAAAGAGAGUGAUGCAGCAGCGCUUUAUUCCUUUAGUCUUUCCAGCUUUCUCACUGCCUCAUCUGUAUGCUCUGCUCAAACAGAUCAGUUUCCAAAGCUUUAACUUGCAUGUUUAUUCCACCGUCAAAGCUAAUGUGCUUGUGUCAUGACGUUGAUCUCUAAUUAGCUGAGCUGAGUCCAGCCUUAACUAAUACAGCUGCAUCAUAUAGUUGCAUUGCAUCCUGGAACUUUGAUUCCAACGUUUGCUCUCUCCACUCAUUCUCCACUGGAUUUUUCAUUAAUAUGAUGUUGAAAGAUGAGUGAAAAAAGAAGCUCUUGCUCUUUUGUUUUUAGGAGCUAACACCAAAACCUAGUCUUAUCAUUAUGCUUGAGACUGUUGAUUUUAUUUUCUCCCAUUAAAUGCUAUUGUAAUUACGCCAACAGUGUCAUCCUGUGAUGUCAGAGCGACACACAACCGCUAACUUCUCACAGGGACAACAAAAAUACAGCACCAACCACCAAUUUAGCACCAGAAUCUCUAAACACGUCAUAAAUAUUUUAAUAUAAAUGGAUUUAAUGUGUUUCAGGGCACACUUUUGCUUUAAGAAAUGGUUAUAAAUCACCUGAUUGAAGUACAGAGAUUGUGUAACUUUAUAAUAUUGUUCUUAUAGGCAUUUUGUUUCGAUGCAGUGUGGCUUGUAAUGAUUCAGCCAUUUCCAUUUAUGGUUGUUUAGCAACAUGAGAUCAAAGUUGGUUGUGAAACAUUACAUGCCGUCCCUUGCACGUCUCACAUGCCAUGUAACGUAGUUGCAAGGGUGUUUGUACAGUGACAGUUUUCAUGUUGCUGUUCCUUUCCAAGCUACAGCAGGCUACAAAGAGUUCUUAUAUUCAGAUGAUUUUAAUCGUUAUGGAGUAAAAGAACAUUUCAGUGCACAUGUCUGUCUUUUCAUAUGGAUUAGAUAUUUUUAAAUGAUAACUGAGAUGACAUUCAGGAAGGACAGCUAUGAUCCUUUGGUGCAAAUACUUUUACAAAUCAGUGCACAGAUUUAUUCCAGUCUUAUAUAUGAUGGAAGAUUUAUAAUUGGCGGUUACUGAAAAUGAGUGGCUGAAUGGAUUAGCACCAUCAUUACAAUAUGGAUUGGCUCUCCAUAUGCUCUAAAUCAUUCACUAAUAUACAUAGUUCAUUAAGUAGUGCAGGUUUGCGCAAUGUCUCCAAAGUCAUCAUGAAGAGAUGUAGUGAAGCAGCCUUCUGCUUUUAUGCACAUAAAACAUGGAAUGAUUUUUACAGUGAGAUCAGACUACAAUCCAUCAUUUAAAAAAAAACACACACACAGCUAAAGACAUAUUUAUAGUGUAUUUUUAGAAUUUUGUAUUUGUAUAUUUUCCUUUCAUAAGCUCUUUAUGAUUUCUUGUUUCUAUUUAUGAUAUAUUAUGAAUAUAUGUCGGCAUGCUCUGUUAUCUUUUGUUCUUCUUCUGUUUUGAUGUUUUGAUAAAUAUGUUCUUUUCAUUCUUAUUUUUCCCUUUAUAAACUGUAUUUUAUGAUUUCCUCUAUUUUCAUUUACUCUUGUCAUGUUUCACAAUUGUUUAUAAUUAUAUAUAACUAUUACUACUGACCCCACUUGAUUCCUCUUAUUUA